GCUAGCGGCGAGGCGCACGCCGCCGCUGCCGCCGGAGGCGACGACGACGCUUUUUGAGCGAGAGAACCCGAGGCCCGAGGCCACAGCGCGCGCAGACUCCGCGCCCGCCUCCGGACCGGGAGCGCCAGAGGAACCCCCGGACGUGAAGCAGCAGCGAACCCGCGACAUGCGCCGGAGUGCGCCGCCGGUGGCCCGAGCCGAACCCGGCUGAGCCGGGCACGAAACGCAACAGGCGGUCAGCACGUUACCACCCUUCCUCAUUCCUACCAACACUUGGGCUGUGCUUUGUGACUUUUGCGUUCGCCUUACUCUUUCCACUCCUCCGAAACACCCCGCCGGCGGUACUUCUGUGAGCUUUCUCUUCGUGGAACUGUGGUGGCGGCAACGAGUGAUUGAGGAGCGUAAGCUGGUGGCGGGUUGGCAAGUCGACGCGGGUUUGGGACCCUCGCGUCGAAAGAACCACUGAACUCUGCUGGGUUAGUGGACUUGGACUGAACUGUGGGGUGGAGUGUGCUGGGAAACGGACCGGACGGUGGCGUGAUGACCACGACAACGAUGACGACGACACGUCGGUGUCCGAAGAAGAGGCGACCGGUUGCCCUGGUGGGAUUCGCCGUGAUCAUGUGCGCCUGUCGUUGUUGCUGCUUAGAUGAAGCGGCCGACGCCGGACCCGAAGAUAUGGAGGCCGGAUCGAGCUGUCCGCCAGGUCAGGUGCCGUGCGGCAAUAGCUCCUCCGCCUGCCUUCCGAGGCGGCUUCACUGUGAUGGUUUUCCGGACUGCAGAGAAGGCGAGGACGAAAAAGACUGCACUGACCUACACGGAGGACUCUCAGCGGUGCUAGGUGUCUUGUUCAACUGGAGCGCGCAUAAUAUCAGCAGAACACAAGACUCGUCGCCUCGGUUCUCCUGUAAUCGCACAGAUGUCCCAAAGGCUUGUUACUGUGAUCUCCACUCAAAGAGCAGAGUGUUCUGCCUAAAUUCGAACCUCACCCAAGUCCCAAGUGCGAUUCCAGAUGUGACCCGUCUUACGUUUACAAACAACAGCAUGGGAAUUCUGCCUCCAGGCGCAUUCUACGGCUACACGAACUUAACGAGCCUGAUGAUUGUAAACUCCAUAACCGGCAUACAACCAGGAGCUUUUCGUGGGCUGGACAUGCUACGAAUCAUGACGAUUGAAAACAAUAACAUUUCUCGGAUAGAAGCAAAUUCGUUUAGCGGCCUCUACAACCUAGUUUGGCUGACGCUAAAGUACAACCGUUUAGAAGUGCUUGACAUUGACGUCUUUGAAGACCUACGUCUGCUUGAGAUUCUUAACAUGGAAGGAAAUGGGCUGAAGAGGAUAGCUAAACCUUUCCCGGAGCUUGCAUACCUCACGUGGCUGGAUCUCAAGAGAAACCAGAUUGAGGUGAUACACGCCGACACAUUUGAGAAUCUCCUCAACCUAGAAGCUCUAAUAUUGCGGGAAAACCAUUUGAUGGAUGUUCAUGAAGAAGCGUUUAGGUAUAACACGAAGAUGCUGGAAAUAGACCUGGCUGUCAAUUUCUUAACGUUCGUUCGUCCUGGUUUGUUCCAUGGCCUCCGAAACCUUAAGAAGAUUGACCUGUCGGCCAACGCAAUCAAGACUCUGCCAGUCACACUAUUCCACAAUCUUCGAAGCCUCAACUCACUGAAUCUAUCCGGCGUAGAAAUUAAUAACAUCGAGAUCCGACAUUUCCGUCACUUGCCAAAACUGGAGUUCAUUUACUUCAAGAAGUUCCAGUACUGCAGUUACGCGCCGUACGUGCGCAUCUGCGCGCCCAAGACGGACGGUCUCUCGUCCACGGAGCACCUGCUGGUGUGGCCCGUGCUGCGGCUGUCCGUCUGGGUGGUCGCCCUGACCACGUGCGCCGGCAACAGCGUCGUGCUCGCCUGGCGCCUGCUCUCCAAGAAGGAGGACCGCGUACUCUCGCUCUUCAUCCGGAACCUGUCCGUGGCCGACUUCCUCAUGGGCGUCUACCUCGUCACCGUGGGCUCCCUCGACGUAGCGUUCCGCGACGAGUACAACAAGCACGCCCACCAGUGGAUGUCCUCCUGGCACUGCACCCUGUGUGGCCUGCUCGCCAUGGUCUCCUGUGAGGUGUCCGUCCUCAUCCUCUCCCUCAUCACGGUCGAGCGUUACCGCUGCAUCAAGACGAACGUGCGCGCCGUGACGGUGACGGCGGCGCGCUACUGCUUGGCGAUCGUCUGGCUGCUGGGUUUAGGGUUGGCCGUGUUCCCCGUGGUCAAGUGGCCGCAGCAGCGCGCCUUCUACUCCAGCAACGGCCUCUGUUUCCCCCUCCACAUAGACGACCCUUUCAUGCUCGGAUGGGAGUACUCGGCCUUCGUCUUCCUAGGUGUCAACUUCUUCGCCAUGGUGCUUAUCAUGGGCCUAUACCUGUCAAUGUUCACGAUCAUCAGAGAAGACAGGCAGCGCGCGCGUCCGGUCACCAUGAAAAAGCAAGAGGACGUGGUGCUCGCGCUGCGAUUCUUCUUCAUUGUGCUCACAGACUGCCUCUGCUGGAUUCCCAUCGUGAUCAUAAAGAUUCUGGCCCUCUGCGAAGUGCGUAUCUCAGAGAACGUGUACGCAUGGGUCGUGGUGUUCAUCCUACCAAUCAACAGCGCUCUGAACCCGGUCAUCUACACGCUUGCAGCACCGACGGAACUGAGACGUCGCAUCGAGAGGUUCUCACAGCGCAUACUCAAAUGCCACAAGCAAAUCGAGUGCAUGUUGACCAGUAACAGGACUCCGCGGUCGUCAGUAGCCACUCAGAGCUUGACCGGCACAGACAUUGCCUCCGCAUCAACGGACUGCACAUCGGCUGGCGGCUCGUACCAUCCCAUGGCUCGCCAGUCGAUCGCCGCCAUCCACGAGCUUUCCGAGUCUUCCGAAGCCGACGACACAGUUCUCUGAGGAGUUUCAACUGCGCCAGCGUAACAGCGCGGUUAUCAACCGAUGUCAUGACACACGUGUUUCCCCCUUCCUCUCCCCGCAUCUACACGACCCGCGACACGACCGUAAAUGAUGUACUACGCUGUGCUAGUGGCGACAGGUACACGGGCGUAUACACAAAGGCUCAGGACUCUCUCACGUCCACUGUGGUCGCAGCUUUGCUGAGAAAGAGCGCGUUGUGGCCAUUUGCAUAGUCUUCGAGGAAGUGUAUUUGCAAAAGAGGUCGUUCAGCGCUUAGAUCGAGGCGAUGCCUCACUGGCUUUCGCUAGUACAUAUUAAGAUGCUCGCGCUCUCGAGGCACAUUCAGCGCCCGUGAGUUUGAAUGGUCGUGAAGAGUGUUCGCAAGGAAAUGGUGGACUUCACGGCGCCAGUGGUUGUAGAUAAGCUCAGUUCGUCAGUGACCAAUUCAUUGACGAAACAUUUCAUUGAUCAUGCCCUUAAGGUGGGCUCUGUGACAAGGAUGAUCUGUGCCGGGCUUCGUGCAAGCUGUUUCUUUGUCUGGAGAGCGUAUCGUUGCAUCACUGUGGUUUGUGCCCAAUGUUUUGCGUCGUCUGUGCUCCUUACAUCAUGUGAAAUCGUUGAUGACGAUGCGCCAAGUUUUUAUGAAAUGUAUCGCAAAAUGUACCGCAAGCGCUACACGUCUUAAGUUUGAAUACCGGCGCUCGUUUAUUGCUCAUUGCCAAAUCUCCUUGCAUCGAUUAAGCUCAUUUCGUCACAGAAAUUAUGAAGAAACAUCUGAGCCAUCAAAUGGUCGAACUUAGGGAAGAUUUAUACAUACGACGGGCGAGGUCGCAUUACCUAAUCUGCCGUGACUUUGUACAUAACAGAGGCAUGUCUAUUCGUAUAUUCGCCAUUCGCGAAAUCAAUCCCAUUAGGAGUGCGUGCAGCUUUAAAAAUUCUGCGUACGCAAAACAGUUUUAUCGAAGCGAAAGUUCUAGCGUCUAUUUCGCUUCGUUCAAGAUGCUAUAACGUCAACGCAGUCUUAAAGGGGUCAUAAGCACCCCUUGGGCUUGUUGAAAAAACACAACCUGCGGAAA
Molecule: messenger RNA, 4004 nt
Organism: Rhipicephalus sanguineus (brown dog tick)
Lineage: Eukaryota; Metazoa; Arthropoda; Arachnida; Ixodida; Ixodidae
Product: relaxin receptor 1
Exons: 19
Coding region: 541-2928 (795 amino acids)
Biological process (GO): G protein-coupled receptor signaling pathway
Cellular component (GO): membrane
Molecular function (GO): protein binding; G protein-coupled receptor activity
Source: RefSeq, a predicted model, not a curated record